AUGGGCAAGUUCCUCAAUUUAUUACGAAAUUUGUUACCCAAACAGGUUAUCUUUUACGAGGACAGGAACUUCAUGGGGCGCUCCUAUGAGUGCACCGGUGAUUGUUCCGAUAUGCACUCUUACAUGAGCCGCUGCCACUCCUGCAGGGUGGAGAGCGGCUGCUGGAUGGUCUACGACCGCACCAACUUCAUGGGAAACCAGUAUUUCAUGAGGAGGGGCGAGUACGCUGACUACAUGAGCAUGUGGGGCUGGGGAAACAACUGCAUCAGGUCCUGCCGCAUGAUCCCCAUGCACAGAGGAUCCUACAGAAUGAGAAUCUAUGAGAGGGACAACUUCAUGGGUCAGAUGUAUGAGAUGACGGACGACUGCGAUUCCUUCAUGGAUCGUUACCACUGGUCCAACGGCUGCAUGUCCUGCCAUGUGAUGGACGGCCACUGGCUCAUGUACGAGUAUCCCCACUACAGAGGCAGGAUGUGGUACUUCAGGCCUGGAGAGUACAGGAACUUCAGAGACUACGGUGGCAUGAGGUUCAUGAGCAUGAGGCGCAUCAUGGAUUCCUGGUAUAACUGAGCUAAAGUGUCAAUAAACACAUUUUGAAUAAAAUCUGGCAAAUCAGUGAAGUGUAUAAUUUCUCAAUGUGCGCACACUCGAAACCUGCAGCAUAAAAUAUAUGAGUAAAAUUAGAUGGGGUUUUUUUUUCAGUUGAUUUUGAUCACUCAAUCUUAGAUUUUUUUUUUUUAAACUGCCCUUCAAAAUUUAAAAUAAGUUUCUGUGUACAGACAAAUCUGCACAAAAUGUUAUUGCGAUAUUAUCUAAAAGAUUUGUUAUGUUAUAUUUUUAACAAAUUAUCAAGUAUGUAAAUACUUCGUGAAAUCUACCUCAAACAAAUUAAAUUAAAUUAGUUUAAUUAAUGACAUUUUUUCCCCAGAUCAAGUACAGGAAAAAAUUCUGAAAUCACUCAAUGUUGAGAAAAAAAAUUAUGUAAUCACUCGAAGUUGAGAAAAAAAAUUAUGGAAUUACCUUGUAAUUUGUAUUUCUGAAACAAAUACCAGCACAAGUCGAAAAAUGCAGAUUAGUCAGCAGUUAAAAUAGAGUGCUUACAGACCCUUACCAUGGACUUUUUGAAAGGAAACAUAACCCCAAUAACAGAGUUGUCAACUGUAACAAUGGAAAGGAUUAUAAAACUCCUUCAAGAAGGAAAUCCAACAUGGAGUGGCAAAAGAUGUUGGUUGUUCCCAGUUAGCUGUGUCUAAAAUCUGGUGCAAGUAUAAACAAAAUGGGAAGGUUAUAAAAGGAAAACAUACUGGUAGACCUAGGAAGACAGUAAAGCAUCAGGAUAGAAAACUCAAAGCAUAAAUGAAAAUGCACAACAAAACAAAUGGUCAGAAACAGGAGUCAAUGUUUGUGACAGAACUGUAAGAAAUCUGCUGAAUGAAAUGGGAUUUACGUAUAGAAAAGCCAAACGAAAACCAGCACUAACACCUAAACGGAAGAAAACAAGGUUCCAGUGGGCUAAAGAGAAGCAAUCAUGGAGUGAGGAUGAUUUGAUGAAAACGAUAUUCAGUGAUGAAUCACGAAUCUGCAUUGGCCAAGGUGAUGAUGCUGGAACUUUUGUCUGGUGCCGUUCUAAUGAAACACAUAAAGAUGACUGCCUGAAGAAGACAAUCAAAUUUCCCCACUCACUGAUGAUAUGGGGCGGCAUUUCAGGUAAAGGACCGCAGAAAACCUCAACAGUCAAUGCACAGCGUACACGGACAUUUUGGACACUUUUCUCAUUCCAGUGAUGGAGUCAUUUUUGAGGAUGAUAAUGCAGCUCACCUCAGACCAAAGAGAGU
Ictalurus furcatus (blue catfish) is the source of this 1835-nucleotide messenger RNA. Its product is annotated as gamma-crystallin M2-like. Bases 1 to 570 code for a protein of 189 amino acids. Gene Ontology annotation, molecular function: structural constituent of eye lens. The transcript has 3 exons. Gene Ontology annotation, biological process: lens development in camera-type eye; visual perception. The record is from RefSeq and is a predicted model, not a curated record. Lineage: Eukaryota; Metazoa; Chordata; Actinopteri; Siluriformes; Ictaluridae.